Messenger RNA from Cinclus cinclus, 2309 nucleotides. It is a transcript of the gene EPB41L5, whose product is annotated as erythrocyte membrane protein band 4.1 like 5. Gene Ontology annotation, cellular component: cytoskeleton. The coding region runs from base 6 to 2309 and encodes 767 amino acids. The record is from RefSeq and is a predicted model, not a curated record. NCBI's taxonomy places the organism in Eukaryota, Metazoa, Chordata, Aves, Passeriformes, Cinclidae. The transcript is spliced from 25 exons. Gene Ontology annotation, molecular function: cytoskeletal protein binding.
CAAAGAUGCUGAGCUUUUUCCGCCGUACACUGGGACGCCGGUCCAUGCGUAAACAUGCAGAGAAGGAAAGGCUGAGAGAGGCCCAAAGGGCUGCAACCCACAUCCCUGCAGCUGGGGACGCCAAAUCCAUCAUUACCUGCCGAGUGGCGCUGCUGGACGGCACAGAUGUCAGCGUGGACUUACCGAAAAAAGCCAAAGGCCAGCUGCUGUUUGAACAGAUCAUGUAUCAUCUGGACCUUAUAGAAAGCGACUACUUUGGAUUAAGGUUCAUGGAUUCAGCACAAGUGGCACAUUGGCUGGACAACACAAAAAGCAUUAAAAAGCAAGUUAAAAUUGGCCCCCCAUAUUGUCUGCAUUUUCGUGUAAAGUUUUACUCAUCAGAGCCCAACAAUCUACGUGAAGAGCUAACAAGGUAUUUAUUUGUUCUGCAGCUGAAACUGGAUAUUCUUAGUGGAAAAUUGGAAUGUCCUUUUGACACUGCCGUCCAGCUGGCAGCUUACAACAUGCAAGCUGAACUUGGAGACUAUGAUCCUGCUGAACAUGUCCCUGAGCUGGUGUCUGAGUUUCGGUUUGUUCCCACCCAGACUGAAGAGAUGGAAUUGGCUGUUUUUGAGAAGUGGAAGGAAUGCAGGGGGCAAACACCAGCACAGGCUGAAACUAACUACUUAAACAAAGCUAAGUGGCUGGAAAUGUAUGGUGUGGACAUGCACAUAGUCAAGGCAAGAGAUGGCAAUGAUUACAGCCUGGGACUAACACCUACAGGAGUUCUUGUCUUUGAAGGAGACACAAAGAUUGGUUUGUUUUUCUGGCCAAAGAUAACAAGACUUGACUUCAAGAAGAACAAACUCACUCUAGUUGUUGUUGAAGAUGAUGAACAGGGAAAGGAGCAGGAGCACACUUUUGUCUUUAGACUGGAUCAUCCCAAAGCCUGCAAACACCUGUGGAAAUGUGCAGUGGAGCACCACGCCUUCUUCCGGCUCCGAGGGCCUGUCCAGAAAAGCUCCAGUCGCUCUGGCUUCAUUCGCUUGGGAUCUCGCUUCCGAUACAGUGGGAAAACAGAAUAUCAAACCACAAAGACCAACAAAGCCAGGAGAUCAGCAUCCUUUGAAAGAAGGCCCAGCAAGAGAUACUCAAGACGAACACUGCAAAUGAAAGCAUACACUCCUAAACUGGAAGAUACAAGUGCUGCGAACAAUGCUGUUAUCAGCCAAAAUAAUGGAUCGCAAAGCUGGAAUGCAAAGCCAAACCUACCUGUCCUAACAGUGGUUCCUUCUGCACCAAUCUUAGUGGAAAUAGAAAACCUCCCAAGGAGCCCAGGAACCAGCCAGCAAGAUAAGAAGUGCAUACCUCUUGUUGAUUUGCUAGACAGCACAGAGUUGCCAGAAACUUGUGUGGAUGAUGCUGUGAGUCGUCCAGUUGUUGGCUUGGCAACAGGAGAUUCAGAAGAGACUGUUAGUUGCCCUCCUCCUGGCAUGAAGGAAACUGCUGCAGAAAAAGCAGACUCUGAUACAUUUGAAGACACAUUCCUAAAACUGAAACAGCUGGAGACAGAGUGCAGCAGCCCCAUGCUGACUGAGCAUCCUAACGUAAACCUAAACAUACAGGAUGAAGUGGUGAAGUUGACAGAUAAAUGUCUUAACAACGCAAUCGAGAGCCCAAUCGUACCAGCAAAGUGGCUUCCAGCAGAUCUCAAAAGCAAUAUUCUGAAGGCCCAGGCAGAAGCAGGGCACAAGGUUGGAAAAGAUGACAGCAUGACAGGCGUAAAGAAUUCCAAUAUUCAGGAGGCUGCUGGCAGAAACAUUGUCCUGUCAGGCAAAUCACAGAGCAGUCCCCCAGCAACCAGACCAGUAUUUCAAGAUCCAAGAGAGCUGCUGAGAGCAAUCCCUGCUUCAAACACCUUUGUUCCUAAGACUUUGAAUGAGGACAAUGCUGACUCUAACCACGAGGACCUGCUAAUUCCAGCUAAUCUGGCUCAAACUGAGGCUGCUGUUUCAAAGAGCACUCCAGAUGACCAGGACGUUUCCUUAACAUCACUGACAGAGAAUCUAAUUGACUUUACAGAAGCCACACCUCGGGUGUCUUCCCAUCCCAUUGUAGCACCGAGGUGGAUAGUGCCAACGGGACUGAUUUCCAACGGGCCUUUGGGAAAUAAUGUUGCCUUAUCUUUGAAGGCAGUGAAAGGCAGCACGGAGACCCUGAUGUCCUCAGCUGCACUGACACCAUGCCAGCAGACACCCGAAGUCCUUGCGAGCCCAGUUACCGAGGAUGCUACAAUAAGAACAAAAUGUUUGCUCACCACUGAACUUUAG